Molecule: messenger RNA, 1612 nt
Organism: Esox lucius (northern pike)
Lineage: Eukaryota; Metazoa; Chordata; Actinopteri; Esociformes; Esocidae
Product: V-set and immunoglobulin domain-containing protein 1-like
Exons: 9
Coding region: 99-1562 (487 amino acids)
Source: RefSeq, a predicted model, not a curated record
CUUGUAAAACAUAUGUGCCAACCACACGUCUCGUAUUCUCAUGGUCAAUUGGUCGUCUGAGAAGAGCUCAACCUUUUUCCAUAACGAGGGAUACAACAAUGGUCUUGAAAACAGCAGGAUGUCUGUUGGUGGCUUUUCUCUGUUCUGUGAAAGGUGUUCAUGGUAGAAACUGUUUAAAUGAAACUUGUGCCCAUCAGAGAAUCUGUGCCUUGAAGGGCUCAACAGUGGAUUUGCCAUGCAAAUAUAGACAUCUAAAUAAUAAUACAGUGUCAGACUCAAACUGGUAUAUCCAAGGAGAACGUGAUGAGGCGCCAACAAACCUGAGUUCAUUGCCAGAGUAUUCAGGUCGUGUGAAGUACCUUGGAAAUAAUGUGAGUGACUGUACCCUGAGAAUCACAGACCUGAGAGAGACUGACUCAGCUGAGUACAAGUUCAGAUUUAAAACACAGAACGGAGAGUGGAGGUACAGCUUCCCUGGAACAAAUCUGACUGUCACAGACCUGCAGGUGAGGGUGACUCCUGGCACAGGGGGAAAAACUCUGACCUGUUCCACCAGCUGUAAUCUGACUGACAACUCCAACCUCACCUACGUCUGGUACAAGAACGGACAACGUCUUGAUGAACCCGUUUCCCGUCAACACUCUGUUAAGGAAUAUUACACAGACAGUUACUCCUGUUCUUUACUGAAUCUCCGCUCUGCUGUGGCGUGUGUUGUGGGUCAGAGCUGCAUGAAUGUCAUUUACACCCAUCAAAGUGUCUGUGCCUUGAAGGGCUCCACAGUGAACAUCUCCUGCACGUUCAGUCAUCUGAAGAAGCUUAAUGCCACAGAAGAAACCUGGUUCAACAAAUGGGACUCUGGAGUAAUUAAAGACUUGAUCCAGGACCCAGAGUAUGCAGGUCGGGUGGAUUACCAUCGAACUACAGACAAGGACUCCACCCUGACUGUUACAGACCUGAGAGAGAGUGACUCUGCUGAGUACAAGUUCAGAUUUACAGCAAACAAAGUAACAUGGGGCUACAGCUUCCCUGGGACAACUCUGACUGUUACUGACAUCCAGGUAAAGGGGACUCCUGCUACAGAGGAAGGGAAGGUCAAUCUGACCUGUAUCACAUCCUGUCCUCUGACUGACAACUCCAACACCACCUACAUCUGGUACAAGAACGGACAACAUCUCACCCACCAAAAGACCAUGACUAGUUACCUGAUCCUAGACCCUGACAGCAUGGAGGAUAGAGGCAGAUACUCCUGUGGUGUCAAAGGCCUUAUGAAUGUCCACUCUCCUAAAUUCUCUGUAGGGGAACAAUCAGUUAGAAUUGGUACCAUUGUAGGAAUCACAGUAGUUGUUGUGAUUCUAAUUCUCCUUCUCUCUGGAUUCAUUUGGUUUAGGAAGAAGGCCUCCAAAUCCACCUCUGACAGGCGAGACAAAGUAGUGAUUAGACAGAGGGUCCAUGUUGAUACUGACAGUGACACAUACACAACUCUGAACAUGAGGACCAUGUCCCCUGACUACGACACGCUGGAUUAUGUGAGAGACUCCCACAAUGACAAAGACACUCAGUAAAACUCUGAGCCUUCUGUUUAUGACAACAAUACAGACUUAAGGGAUAAACC